Phasianus colchicus (ring-necked pheasant) is the source of this 1005-nucleotide messenger RNA. The record is from RefSeq and is a predicted model, not a curated record. NCBI's taxonomy places the organism in Eukaryota, Metazoa, Chordata, Aves, Galliformes, Phasianidae.
AUGGCGGCGCGGGGGCGGGCGGCACCGCCCCGCUGGGAGGGUCCCGGCUCCCGCCCCCCGAAGCGGUAUAGGCCACGGCUGUCGGGGAGCUGCUCGGCAGAGGCCCGGCGCAGAGAAGCCAUCAAGUCCAAGCAAACUGGACAGGCUUUGAAGGUUGUGGAUGCAUCCUGGUAUUUGCCAAAGAUGAAACGUGACCCGAAACAGGAGUUUGAGGAGCGCCAUAUCCCCGGUGCAGUUUUCUUUGACAUUGACCAGUGCAGUGAUCGUACUUCACCUUACGAUCACAUGAUGCCCAAGGCUGAUGAGUUUGCUGAGUAUGUGGGGAAGCUGGGUGUGGGGAAUGAUUCCCAUGUUGUGGUGUAUGAUGGCAGCGACCAAGGACUCUUCUCAGCACCACGGGUGUGGUGGAUGUUCCGCGUCUUUGGACAUGAAGCAGUUUCCCUUCUAGAUGGUGGCCUGAAGAACUGGCUGCGAGAGGGAUUUCCACUGAGCUCUGGGAAAACCCAGGUAGCUCCAGCUGAUUUCCAUGCCACUUUAGACAAGUGCAUGGUGAAAACUUAUGAGGACAUCUUAGAUAACUUGGAUUCCCAUCGUUUCCAAGUCGUGGAUGCGCGUGUUGAAGGACGGUUCCGGGGAAUAGAGCCAGAACCCCGAGAUGGAAUUGAGCCUGGUCAUAUCCCUGGCUCCCUGAACAUUCCCUUCACAAGUUUCCUCACGGAGUCUGGAUUAGAGAAGACCCCAGAGCAGAUCAGAAGUCUGUUCCAAGAGAAGAAAGUGGACCUCUCGAAGCCUCUGGUGGCUACAUGUGGCUCUGGAGUCACUGCCUGCCAUGUGGCUCUGGGGGCAUACCUCUGUGGCAAGCCAGAUGUUGCUGUGUACGAUGGGGCCUGGGAGCAUAAAGAUGACCUGACCAGCCUGCUCUGGGUGACCAUGCAUGAGCAGUUUCACAUGGAGAGAGCACUGAUGGCAGUGUGGGAAUGCUACUGUGUCAAGCCAAGCUUAUGA